This is a messenger RNA of Melanaphis sacchari, 3430 nucleotides long. RefSeq names its product telomerase reverse transcriptase-like. Bases 147 to 2771 code for a protein of 874 amino acids. The record is from RefSeq and is a predicted model, not a curated record. The transcript has a single exon. Gene Ontology annotation, molecular function: telomeric repeat DNA binding; telomerase RNA binding. Gene Ontology annotation, cellular component: telomerase catalytic core complex. NCBI's taxonomy places the organism in Eukaryota, Metazoa, Arthropoda, Insecta, Hemiptera, Aphididae. Gene Ontology annotation, biological process: telomere maintenance via telomerase.
UGUUUGAUUUCAUAAUUUUGUUACUUAUUACUAAAUAUUCGGUUGUAUAAGAUAAAUACUAUAAAAUAAUUGAUUAGUUGAGUAUUACUGUAUCAAAAAUGCGAGUUUUUUAAUACGAUUUUGAUGAUUGACGACUGCUGGACGCAAUGCCGGCAGCGGACUCAAACAAGUUCAUCACGAACAGCUUACCAGAGUUCCUAUUACUCCUCUCGCAAUCUCCAGAAACCGUGUUUACCAUGGAUCCAGUAAUGUUGCGGGACUUUCAUACGGUGAUUGUCUGUUACGACGCACACGUCUUCUAUCGGAACCUCGGUGACGUGGACGGACCCACCGUCGGCCUGGACGAAUUUGUGUUAUACUGCGACAGCAAAAUCCAGCCGCAGCUAAUCGACAACGACGAAAGCUCUGGAUACGUUUAUCGAUGUUUGAUGACCGUCAGCGAUUUGAUCCGAACUGAACCGUGGGCCCGGCUUUACGACAUCGUCGGUACCCGUAUCAUGCGCCGCUUGCUGUUUGACUGUCUGCUGUUUGUACCAUUGGGCCGACACGUAUACUACUGCGUGCGAUCGCCAUCACAACACGCGGGCCGAUACGAAGUGUUGCAGGCGUUCCGAGUCCGGGCCGGUUCGCGGUGGACACCGAAACUGCCACCACCGCCACCACGGAAAUAUUUUAACUUUGCGGGCCUGUUACGGGACGUGCAACCAAUCGGACGCCAAGACUCGUCCGACAUGUUGCGCAGCAUAUUACAAACCGAUGUCAUCGGCACGAUAGCCGGUCGUCCUACGGACGUUGGCACGGCGUGUCUCGACCAGCUUGUACGCAAGCUCAAAGUUAUGGCAGAGAAGGACACUUCACGCACGUACUGGAACAUUUACCAGGACGUAGUAGGCGAUUGCGCAUCGGCCGAGGUACCAUUAGGUAGGGUUAAGUCGUUCGCCAGAACGGUGGUGCGUAAGAUCGUGCCGCAAGAGCUGUUCGGAACGGCAGGUAACCGAGACCAGUUCUGCGACAACCUGUGCCAGGUGUUGAACGGUGGUAAGUUCCACGAUUACACGGUGCAGCACGUCGUGCACAAGAUCAAGAUGAAAAAGUUUAAAUGGUUGAACGGCGUUGCCGAAGACCGACGAACCGAGAUAGCGACCAAAACGCUGGUGUGGCUGAUCAACGAGUUCGUCUUUGGCAGGAUUGUACACUGCUUUCAGAUCGUAAUGACCACCACGCCCAACAACGGUGUCGUCUACAUGGUUAAGGCUAAGUGGGCGAACAUGUGUCGCGAGAAGAUAUCACCGCUGAUGGCCGACGGUAGCGAGUUUUUCAAGCAGAUCCAGCCAAACCCACUCGAGCCGUCGUCAUCAUCGUACAGGAACUGGAAAGUAUGCCCGUACGCGAAACCCAAUGGGGUGCGUCUGAUAUUCAAGCUGCGGUUGAAAGAAGGCAUCAACGAGAAGCGGCUGACUGACGAUUGUCUGACGUUUCUGCGAUGCUUGUCACGCUCCCAACCGCUCGAAUACCGGUCCUUGACGAGGCCACAAUUCUUCCGUGAAUGGAAGGCGCUCCAAGAGUCCCGUGGCGGUGCCACCUUGUACUUCGUGCGUACGGACUUCCGUGACGCAUUCACCAGCUUCAUGCACGACAAACUGCGAACGGUCGUCCGAGACCGAAUCAAAGAGCGUUUUGGUAAGAAGCAGAAGACGGUGGCCGUGCACACGGUGGACGAGGUGAAAAUCGGCGGUGGCAGCACCGUGUACUGUAAGAAGCGCAGAUACGUUGGCGGACUACCAACGCCGGAGUUCCAAGGUGGUUCGCUUGUGUUCCACGACAAGACUGAUGUGGUGCCGUUGUUCCGGAUCUGGGACACGGUACGCCGGUGCAUCGGGUGUAACGUUGUGGAGCGGGGUGGCCUCCGGCGAGUUAUGACCAGGGGCGUAGUGCAAGGCGACAGGUUGUCUGUGGCCCUGUGCGACCUGUUACUGGCAGAUCUGCACGCCCAACGGCUUACAGACCUGGUGGACAGCUCAUCGGGCUGCCGGCUGUUCCGGUUUGUCGACGACUACCUGUUCGUGUCGCCCGACCGUGACUCCGCACGUCGGUACCUGGCCGCAAUGCACGCUGGAUUUGACGAGUACGGGCUCCGGCUGAACCGGUCCAAGACCGAGACGAACCUAGACGACAAAGGCGGCAGCGGAAGGACCGUGAAAUUCUUGGGUUUCCGGUUGAACGCGGCCACGGGCGAAGUGACCAAAGACGCCUCCGCGUGCCGAAACCGCCGACCCCUGCAUUUUUUCGACUACGGGUUGGGCCGUGGUCGGCCAGGCCGAUCACUAUACGCCAAAGUCAGUCGGCCCGGCUGGCAUCAUAUGCCCAUCGUGCUGGUCAGCAAAUCGUUCAACUCGGUGGCCACCGUGGCCCAAAACGUGGCGUCCGUGGUCGCGUACAAGGCGUUCGCCGUCAUCACGGCAGUCAAGCAAUAUUUCUUCCAUCUGAACCCCUCGUUCCUGGUCAACACGGUGCGCGCGGUCGCACGGAUCGUGUACGCCAAUGCGCGCGCCUCCGUCCGGCACUCGGCCGUCACGGCCAUGCAAUGCAAGUGGAUCGUGUAUGAGGUGUAUGCCACCAUGUUCCGUGCACAUUUUUCGCCGGACGACGUCCGAGUCGCGUCUGUUGUGCAUCAGAUCCGGUGCGCGCAGACUUCUGUCGGACGCAAGUGCGUCACUCGCGUCCUAAGGGCUGCCUUGAGACACCGCGAUUUCGCCAAGAUGUUCAGUUGAUGCACUCGCCCGUGCCCCACUAUCGUUGCCGUUAGAAUACUAUUGUUGUUAUUGUUAUUGAUAUUAUUUUGUUACCUGCUCAUUAACCAUUAUGAUAGCAUCGUAUCUUGUUCUCGAUCACUUUAUUUUAAGUAUUAUUAUAAUUUUCAAGUUUUUAGUUUAUUUGUUUAGUCUCUUUGACUGUUUGUACGUCUGUAAAGAAACGAUAAUAUAUUAAUAUGUAUUGAAAGUACAGAACACAAGUCUAAAAAGCCGAGGUAGAAUUACUAAUCUGAAGGACCCUAAAAAAAAAUAUUAUUGAUAUGUCGAUUAAUCAAUUUACUUUCUUGGUAUUAGGUUAAAGACUUAAAGUUGGAUAGUUUAAAAAAUAAUAAUAUUUCAACUAAGUAGGUACGUAGAUAGUACCUAUAUUAUUAUUGAUUAAGUGUUUUUUAAAUCGAGACACAAGUAGAUCAAGUGCAGAUACGACUGAGUCUAUAACAAUUUAAAAUAAAGGGAUGUGUAUGAUUUCUUAAAAUGGAACAUCAACCUUAUGCCCCCAUCUAUUUCAUCACCCUCGCUAAAUUCAACACUAUUACCGGGACGAUAGUUUAGAUAAAACGACGCUGUUACUCAAUAAUAAAGUUUAAAAGUUAUAACUUUAAUCAGGCCAUCAUCUU